This is a messenger RNA of Patiria miniata (bat star), 10708 nucleotides long. RefSeq names its product mucin-2-like. Gene Ontology annotation, molecular function: protein binding. Gene Ontology annotation, cellular component: extracellular matrix. NCBI's taxonomy places the organism in Eukaryota, Metazoa, Echinodermata, Asteroidea, Valvatida, Asterinidae. The transcript has 72 exons. The annotation marks the transcript as partial. The record is from RefSeq and is a predicted model, not a curated record.
AAAAUAAACUCAGGCAAGCUUUCAGCGAGGAGCGUAUAUUCGAAACCCCGUUCUCGUGUUGGAUGGAGACGAGAACAGGGUCCCAAAUGACGGGGAGCCAACUCGUGAACUUACUCCCCAACACCCCCAGCACCAUAUCCCCCUCCCCUUUUUAUGUUAAUGAGGCCGGGUUUCCGGUAGAAGAAACCUGUAUUUAGCACGGAUGAAAUCCCCCUUCCUCCACUGUAACACCCUCCACCCCCCCCCCCCAAAGAUGAGAACCCUGGCUAAGCCGCUGGUGGGGAGCACGACUACCAGUGCUAGUGCGAAUACGAGUACCGGCACGCGAAUGCAAGCACAAGAACACUGCAUAAAAUGUGAUUUGUACGUUUACAACGUUGUAAUUGAUUGUGCGAAAUUAGGUACAACUCAAAUUGGAGUUACAACUCCACAAUCAGACAUUGCAGUUGACGAGCCAUCGACGGGAGUAUGUAGCAUCUGCUGCGGCGGCUCGGUCCGGACUUUUGACGGUCUGUCCUACAACGUCCCGCUCAUGUGUCGACACAUCAUGGCGCAUUUCAGCAGCGAAGACGAUUCUUUUACCGUGGACAUCGUCCCCAAUUACACUUGCGAUGGGGCUUCGGAGGAAUGUCGCAGCGCUGUAAAUAUCACGACUGGGGCCAGCCAUGAACUAUUGGUGAUAGACUUGCUCCCCGGCGGAGUCGUCCAAGCAAAUGGCAGGAUCGUCGAAAUGCCAUUCCACAGUACCACUAACAGCAAGGUCUACAAAGAAGGAAUUUACGUUGUAUUCCUUUCUAUGGAUGGAACGGUGAAGGUGUCUUUUGACGGCAGCAACAGAGUAGUCAUGGCAGUCGAUCGACUCUUCCACGGCGCCAACGGUCAGGAAAACACCAUGAGAGGUUUGUGCGGUACCUUCGACAACAACGCCGGAAACGAUCUGAAGGGGAUGACGGUGGCCGAGUUCGCCAAUCUCUACAGGGGACCGUUUGGUCAGUGUUCCGCACCCCUGAAAACCAGCGAUCUCAACCCAUACGAGAGUCUGACCCCGAACCAGCAAGAAAACGUGACAAGGAUCUGCGAAGAGUUCGCCACCAGCCCUCGCUUCAGCGGGGGCAGACAGCGCGUUCGGGUGCAGUCGUUUCGCAACUCCUGCAGGUUCUCCAUGUCGCUCUGUCACCGCGAUCGAUCACAAUGCGACAUCUGCGCAGUGUACUCCGACUACGGGGAGGCAUGCUCGAGACGGGGCGUUAUAACCAAUUGGAGAUCACGCGACUUCUGCGGUAUACAAUGCAGUAACGGCAUGGAGUACAAUGAGUGUGGGUCGGCGUGUCCUCGGACCUGUGAGAACAUGUUCUUUUCUGGUGUCUGCGAUAAACGUUGCAUUCCCGGUUGUCAGUGCCCGGAUGGAACUUAUUUUGACGGUGCCACAUGCGUUCUCAAAGAAAACUGCCCUUGUCGUCAUGGUGGGCAGCUGUUCUCGGCCGGUACUACUGUGAGGGACACCUGUAGAGAGUGUAUAUGCAUGGAAGGCAGGCUCAGUAACUGUAAGAACAUCUCCUGCCCGGCUACGUGCACCAUUUAUAGAGGGCGCUCUUUCACCACAUUCGAUGGGACCAGCUACGAGUUUGAUGGCAAUUGCGAAUACGUGCUUGUCCAGAGCCUGGGCAGGGACAUCGCCACCUUUAGCAUAUUCAUGGAUAAGACGGGUUGCAAGGGCAACAAGCUGCGCUGCAAUUCGCCUCCCGGCAUCAGCGUCAGGUCUCCAGACGGUUCUCUUUUUGAACUCAACAGUCAAGGUGAAGUCACUGUGAGUAUCAACAACCAGCCAAAGGCGAGGAUGGAUUUGCCGUACGAAAGAUUUGCUGUGAACGGCGCAAUCUCGAUAAGGCGUGUGUCCUCCACCUUCACUUUGGUGAAAAUGCCGGAGCAGGGAAUUGAGCUUCUGCUCGGCAUGGAUAACCGCAUCUAUGUGACUGCAGCUGAAACCAUGCUUGGCAAGGUGCAUGGUCUUUGCGGAAACUUCAACAGGAAGAAUGUUGAUGACUUCCAGCUCCCCUCGGGGUCGACUGUAGGAGUGCCGAACCUGUUCGCCCCGAAAUGGAACGCCAAUGCUGAGUGUACUGAGGGCAGCCUCGGGAACGGCGAAGACUUCUGUGAACUCGAGCCGACUUAUCGUGCCUGGACCAACUCCGUCUGCCGUAUACUGAAGCAGGCUCCCUUUUCGGAGUGUUUCUACAAAGUGGAGACCGUGAAGUUCUACAAACAGUGCUUGAGCGACGGAUGCACGGACUCGGCGGCGGGAGCGACGUGCUUGGCCUUCGCUGCUUAUGCCCGAGAAUGUGCUAAAAUGGGUGUUGUCAUUGACUGGAGGAGCCAGCAUCUGUGUUCCGCUGAUUGUCCUAAUGGCAAGGUGUACAAAGAGUGUGGUUCAAUGUGCAACGUGACCUGCCACGAUCUGACAAGUGCUUCUGAGUGUGAAGAACAAUGCAUCCAGGGAUGCCGGUGCCCCGAUGGAAAGGUUUUCAGUGACGAAGAAAACAAGUGCGUAGCCGUAUCGGAAUGCCCUUGUCAACGUAACGGGAGGACGUUUCAACCUGGCAAGGAUUGGUGGGAGUCUUGCAAUCAAUGCGUGUGUACAAAUGGUAUCGCCAAAUGUUCGCAAAGAACCUGCCCAGACCGCAUUGACCAGUGUCCAGACGGCUUAACGUGGAUGAAAUGCGUGCAAUGCGAGCGUCAGUGCGACAACAUCCACCUGUCAUGCAAAAGGGGGCAUUGUUCCCCGGGCUGCGGCUGCCCCAUUGGAUUGGUCCGUGCACCUGGCGGUGGGACGUGUAUCAAAGAGGAACUGUGCCCUUGUUACCACAACGGCCGUAGCUACAACACAGGCGAACACUUUAACAUAGACUGCAAUAAAUGCGUUUGUCGUCCGAACGAGAACAUCGAAUGCGAAGAUAAAACGUGUCCAGCUACCUGCCGAUCUUAUGGAGAUCCACACUAUAUAACGUACGAUGGCAAAAAAUACGAUUUCCAAGGAGAUUGUCGGUACAUUUUGACAACCGACGACUGUGGUGAACAUGGUGCACGAAGCACAUUCAAGGUGGUCGUUCAGAAUGUCCCUUGCGGAACGGGUCAGGUGACCUGCACCAAGGCCGUUGACGUCACUAUUCAUGGUGUCACCAUUUCCCUAGUGAGAGGUGCCAGACCCUCCGUUCGACCCCGUAAGAAAAAUCAGAAAGCCAAGUUCGAAAUUCUGUAUCCUGGAAUGUACGUCGUUAUCGUCACUGAGCACGGAAUCACCGUGAUGUGGGAUAGACGUACGUCCGUCUUCGUCACCGUAGACGGGAAAUUCUACCAAAGGACCUGCGGCUUGUGCGGUAAUUUUGACAGUGACAGCACGAACGACUUCAGGACGAGAGCGAACGAGGACGGUGCCACCGCCGUUGUGUUCGGCCACAGCUGGAGGAUCAGUGACGGCUGCGACAUGCCCCCGAUACCCGAGCAUCCCUGUGAGAAGUUUCCGGAGAGAAAACGGUUUGCGCAGUCCGAAUGCAGUAAACUCAAAGACCCAAUAUUUAAGGAAUGCCACCGAUUGGUCGACCCCGAACCAUUUAUUGAAGAUUGCGAGUAUGAUACAUGUGAAUGCAACCGAGGAGGUGAUUGCGAAUGCAUGUGCACUGUCCUCACCAACUACGCCAAACGCUGCGGUGAGCUGGGCGUGAUCCCGGGCAACUGGAGAUACAACCUAAGCAGAUGUGAAUUUAUGUGUAAGGACGGGAUGGAGUAUACUACAUGCGGGGAAAUCUGUGAGGGCACCUGUCAGGGGGAAGAUUUGAAGCGAACUUUCAACUGUAAGAUGAGCUGUGUGGAAGGAUGUCAUUGCAUCAAGGGCACCAAGAUGUGGAAAGAUGAGUGCGUGAAGACGCCUGUCUGCCCAUGUAUCUACGACGGCAAGGAGGUGCCACCUGGCUACACUGUCAUUGAGGACUGCCGAACUUGCACCUGCAAGGAGGGACGGAUGCAAUGCAGCGGGUCAAGUUGUACAACAGAAGAAAUUACAACAGAAGCAGAAGCAACAGAAACUACACCUCUCACCACAAAAGAGGAGUCAACAUCAGCAGUGAGCACAACAGAAUCUACGACUGAAGCAACGGAAGCAACGGCAGUGCCGACAAGCAUCGUGGAAACUACCUUGACCACUGAAACUACGACAUUCACUGAAACUACCACUCCAGUGCCAAAUUGCUUCGAAAAGUGUCACGUUGUGGAACCUAUUCAGUGUGAAGAUCAAGAGGAUGAAAACUAUGAUCAGCAGUCCCCUCCAUUCAAAACAGACAGCUUUUGUCGUCCCGAUUCCCUACAUUUGAAGACUUACCCCUGUAACUGCGAAGAAGGGUAUCUCCGAGACUACAGCGAUGACCAGAAUGAAAAAUCCCUGCAAUACCAGAUUGGCUUCGCCUGGGACACAUACAUGUGCGUGAAAAUCGAAGAUUGUCCUGAUUGUGUUCUCAAUGGUGAAACGUACGAGCGUGAAGAAGAAGUCAUAUUUGGAUGUGACCUUUGCAAAUGCCAGUCUGGAAGCAGCGAAGACAAUACAUAUGAGAUGAUCUGUAAACCCAUUCCUGGAUGUACAACAACUACAGAACAAAUUACAACAGAAGCAGAAACAACAGAAACUCCACCUCUCACCACAAAAGAAGAAAUUACAACAGAAGCAGAAGGAACAGAAACAGCACCUCUCACCACAAAAGAAGAAAUUACAACAGAAGCAGAAGGAACAGAAACAGCACCUCUCACCACAAAAGAACAAAUUACAACAGAAGCAGAAGCAACAGAAACUCCACCUCUCACCACAAAAGAACAAAUUACAACAAAAGCAGAAGCAACAGAAACUACACCUCUCACCACAAAAGAGGAGUCAACAUCAGCAGUGAGAACAACAGAAUCUACGACUGAAGCAACGGAAGCAACGGCAGUGCCAACAAGCACCGUGGAAACUACCUUGACCACUGAAACUACGACAUUCACUGAAACUACCACUCCAGUGCCAAAUUGCUUCGAAAAGUGUCACGUUGUGGAACCUAUUCAGUGUGAAGAUCAAGAGGAUGAAAACUAUGAUCAGCAGUCCCCUCCAUUCAAAACAGACAGCUUUUGUCGUCCCGAUUCCCUACAUUUGAAGACUUACCCCUGUAACUGCGAAGAAGGGUAUCUCCGAGACUACAGCGAUGACCAGAAUGAAAAAUCCCUGCAAUACCAGAUUGGCUUCGCCUGGGACACAUACAUGUGCGUGAAAAUCGAAGAUUGUCCUGAUUGUGUUCUCAAUGGUGAAACGUACGAGCGUGAAGAAGAAGUCAUAUUUGGAUGUGACCUUUGCAAAUGCCAGUCUGGAAGCAGCGAAGACAAUACAUAUGAGAUGAUCUGUAAACCCAUUCCUGGAUGUACAACAACUACAGAACAAAUUACAACAGAAACUCCACCUCUCACCACAAAAGAAGAAAUUACAACAGAAGCAGAAGGAACAGAAACAGCACCUCUCACCACAAAAGAACAAAUUACAACAGAAGCAGAAGCAACAGAAACUCCACCUCUCACCACAAAAGAGUCAACGACAGCAGUCAGCCCAACAAAGUCUACAACUGAAUCAACAACAGCGGAAACUACCACUCCAUCCUUUUGUGACGACAACUGCGUCUGUACGGUGAACUGUGAUGGUAAACUCGUGAACAAAGCCUGCCGACGUCAGGUUCCUCGCAACUGCAGGAUUUGCACUUGUCCACAAGGCACACGGAGGAGUAGGAACGAAGCGUUUUGCAAACAACCGCCAGAAGACUGUAGAACCACUCCAGCAACGCCUGAAACGGAGCAACCAACAACAGAGUCAACGACAGCAGUCAGCCCAACAAAGUCUACAACUGAAUCAACAACAGCGGAAACUACCACUCCAUCCUUUUGUGACGACAACUGCGUCUGUACGGUGAACUGUGAUGGUAAACUCGUGAACAAAGCCUGCCGACGUCAGGUUCCUCGCAACUGCAGGAUUUGCACUUGUCCAGAAGGCACACGGAGGAGUAGGAACGAAGCGUUUUGCAAACAACCGCCAGAAGACUGUAGAACCACUCCAGCAACGCCUGAAACGGAGCAACCAACAACAGAGUCAACGACAGCAGUCAGCCCAACAAAGUCUACAACUGAAUCAACAACAGCGGAAACUACCACUCCAUCCUUUUGUGACGACAACUGCGUCUGUCCGGUGAACUGUGAUGGUAAACUCCUGAACAAAGCCUGCCGACGUCAGGCUCCUCGCAACUGCAGGAUUUGCACUUGUCCACAAGGCACACGGAGGAGUAGGAACGAAGCGUUUUGCAAACAACCGCCAGAAGACUGUAGCACCACUCCAGCAACGCCUGAAACGGAGCAACCAACAACAGAGUCAACGACAGCAGUCAGCCCAACAAAAUCUACAACUGAAUCAACAACAGCGGAAACUACCACUCCAUCCUUUUGUGACGACAACUGCGUCUGUCCGGUGAACUGUGAUGGUAAACUCCUGAACAAAGCCUGCCGACGUCAGGCUCCUCGCAACUGCAGGAUUUGCACUUGUCCACAAGGCACACGGAGGAGUAGGAACGAAGCGUUUUGCAAACAACCGCCAGAAGACUGUAGCACCACUCCAGCAACGCCUGAAACGGAGCAACCAACAACAGAGUCAACAACAGCAGUCAGCCCAACAAAAUCUACAACUGAAUCAACAACAGCGGAAACUACCACUCCAUCCUUUUGUGACGACAACUGCGUCUGUCCGGUGAACUGUGAUGGUAAACUCCUGAACAAAGCCUGCCGACGUCAGGUUCCUCGCAACUGCAGGAGUUGCACUUGUCCAGAAGGCACACGGAGGAGUAGGAACGAAGCGUUUUGCAAACAACCGCCAGAAGACUGUAGCACCACUCCAGCAACGACUGAAACGGAGCAACCAACAACAGAGUCAACGACAGCAGUCAGCCCAACAGAAUCUACAACUGAAGCAACAACACCGCAAACUACCACUCCAUCCUUUUGUGACGACAACUGCGUCUGUCCGGUGAACUGUGAUGGUAAACUCCUGAACAAAGCCUGCCGACGUCAGGUUCCUCGCAACUGCAGGAGUUGCACUUGUCCAGAAGGCACACGGAGGAGUAGGAACGAAGCGUUUUGCAAACAACCGCCAGAAGACUGUAGCACCACUCCAGCAACGACUGAAACGGAGCAACCAACAACAGAGUCAACGACAGCAGUCAGCCCAACAAAAUCUACAACUGAAUCAACAACAGCGGAAACUACCACUCCAUCCUUUUGUGACGACAACUGCGUCUGUCCGGUGAACUGUGAUGGUAAACUCCUGAACAAAGCCUGCCGACGUCAGGUUCCUCGCAACUGCAGGAUUUGCACUUGUCCACAAGGCACACGGAGGAGUAGGAACGAAGCGUUUUGCAAACAACCGCCAGAAGACUGUAGCACCACUCCAGCAACGCCUGAAACGGAGCAACCAACAACAGAGUCAACGACAGCAGUCAGCCCAACAAAAUCUACAACUGAAUCAACAACAGCGGAAACUACCACUCCAUCCUUUUGUGACGACAACUGCGUCUGUCCGGUGAACUGUGAUGGUAAACUCCUGAACAAAGCCUGCCGACGUCAGGUUCCUCGCAACUGCAGGAUUUGCACUUGUCCACAAGGCACACGGAGGAGUAGGAACGAAGCGUUUUGCAAACAACCGCCAGAAGACUGUAGCACCACUCCAGCAACGCCUGAAACGGAGCAACCAACAACAGAGUCAACGACAGCAGUCAGCCCAACAAAAUCUACAACUGAAUCAACAACAGCGGAAACUACCACUCCAUCCUUUUGUGACGACAACUGCGUCUGUCCGGUGAACUGUGAUGGUAAACUCCUGAACAAAGCCUGCCGACGUCAGGUUCCUCGCAACUGCAGGAUUUGCACUUGUCCAGAAGGCACACGGAGGAGUAGGAACGAAGCGUUUUGCAAACAACCGCCAGAAGACUGUAGCACCACUCCAGCAACGACUGAAACGGAGCAACCAACAACAGAGUCAACGACAGCAGUCAGCCCAACAAAGUCUACAACUGAAUCAACAACAGCGGAAACUACCACUCCAUCCUUUUGUGACGACAACUGCGUCUGUCCGGUGAACUGUGAUGGUAAACUCCUGAACAAAGCCUGCCGACGUCAGGUUCCUCGCAACUGCAGGAGUUGCACUUGUCCACAAGGCACACGGAGGAGUAGGAACGAAGCGUUUUGCAAACAACCGCCAGAAGACUGUAGCACCACUCCAGCAACGACUGAAACGGAGCAACCAACAACAGAGUCAACGACAGCAGUCAGCCCAACAGAAUCUACAACUGAAGCAACAACACCGCAAACUACCACUCCAUCCUUUUGUGACGACAACUGCGUCUGUCCGGUGAACUGUGAUGGUAAACUCCUGAACAAAGCCUGCCGACGUCAGGUUCCUCGCAACUGCAGGAGUUGCACUUGUCCAGAAGGCACACGGAGGAGUAGGAACGAAGCGUUUUGCAAACAACCGCCAGAAGACUGUAGCACCACUCCAGCAACGACUGAAACGGAGCAACCAACAACAGAGUCAACGACAGCAGUCAGCCCAACAAAAUCUACAACUGAAUCAACAACAGCGGAAACUACCACUCCAUCCUUUUGUGACGACAACUGCGUCUGUCCGGUGAACUGUGAUGGUAAACUCCUGAACAAAGCCUGCCGACGUCAGGUUCCUCGCAACUGCAGGAUUUGCACUUGUCCACAAGGCACACGGAGGAGUAGGAACGAAGCGUUUUGCAAACAACCGCCAGAAGACUGUAGCACCACUCCAGCAACGACUGAAACGGAGCAACCAACAACAGAGUCAACGACAGCAGUCAGCCCAACAAAAUCUACAACUGAAUCAACAACAGCGGAAACUACCACUCCAUCCUUUUGUGACGACAACUGCGUCUGUCCGGUGAACUGUGAUGGUAAACUCCUGAACAAAGCCUGCCGACGUCAGGCUCCUCGCAACUGCAGGAUUUGCACUUGUCCACAAGGCACACGGAGGAGUAGGAACGAAGCGUUUUGCAAACAACCGCCAGAAGACUGUAGCACCACUCCAGCAACGACUGAAACGGAGCAACCAACAACAGAGUCAACGACAGCAGUCAGCCCAACAAAAUCUACAACUGAAUCAACAACAGCGGAAACUACCACUCCAUCCUUUUGUGACGACAACUGCGUCUGUCCGGUGAACUGUGAUGGUAAACUCGUGAACAAAGCCUGCCGACGUCAGGUUCCUCGCAACUGCAGGAUUUGCACUUGUCCACAAGGCACACGGAGGAGUAGGAACGAAGCGUUUUGCAAACAACCGCCAGAAGACUGUAGCACCACUCCAGCAACGACUGAAACGGAGCAACCAACAACAGAGUCAACGACAGCAGUCAGCCCAACAAAAUCUACAACUGAAUCAACAACAGCGGAAACUACAACUCCAUCCUUUUGUGACGACAACUGCGUCUGUCCGGUGAACUGUGAUGGUAAACUCGUGAACAAAGCCUGCCGACGUCAGGCUCCUCGCAACUGCAGGAUUUGCACUUGUCCACAAGGCACACGGAGGAGUAGGAACGAAGCGUUUUGCAAACAACCGCCAGAAGACUGUAGCACCACUCCAGCAACGCCUGAAACGGAGCAACCAACAACAGAGUCAACGACAGCAGUCAGCCCAACAAAGUCUACAACUGAAUCAACAACAGCGGAAACUACCACUCCAUCCUUUUGUGACGACAACUGCGUCUGUCCGGUGAACUGUGAUGGUAAACUCCUGAACAAAGCCUGCCGACGUCAGGUUCCUCGCAACUGCAGGAUUUGCACUUGUCCACAAGGCACACGGAGGAGUAGGAACGAAGCGUUUUGCAAACGACCGCCAGAAGACUGUAGCACCACUCCAGCAACGACUGAAACGGAGCAACCAACAACAGAGUCAACGACAGCAGUCAGCCCAACAAAAUCUACAACUGAAUCAACAACAGCGGAAACUACCACUCCAUCCUUUUGUGACGACAACUGCGUCUGUCCGGUGAACUGUGAUGGUAAACUCCUGAACAAAGCCUGCCGACGUCAGGUUCCUCGCAAAUGCAGGAGUUGCACUUGUCCAGAAGGCACACGGAGGAGUAGGAACGAAGCGUUUUGCAAACGACCGCCAGAAGACUGUAGCACCACUCCAGCAACGACUGAAACGGAGCAACCAACAACAGAGUCAACGACAGCAGUCAGCCCAACAGAAUCUACAACUGAAGCAACAACACCGCAAACUACCACUCCAUCCUUUUGUGACGACAACUGCGUCUGUCCGGUGAACUGUGAUGGUAAACUCCUGAACAAAGCCUGCCGACGUCAGGUUCCUCGCAACUGCAGGAGUUGCACUUGUCCAGAAGGCACACGGAGGAGUAGGAACGAAGCGUUUUGCAAACGACCGCCAGAAGACUGUAGCACCACUCCAGCAACGACUGAAACGGAGCAACCAACAACAGAGUCAACGACAGCAGUCAGCCCAACAGAAUCUACAACUGAAUCAACAACACCGCAAACUACCACUCCAUCCUUUUGUGACGACAACUGCGUCUGUCCGGUGAACUGUGAUGGUAAACUCCUGAACAAAGCCUGCCGACGUCUG